This is a messenger RNA of Gregarina niphandrodes, 2268 nucleotides long. Its product is annotated as putative SIN-like protein. The record is from RefSeq and is a predicted model, not a curated record. The transcript has 2 exons. The coding region runs from base 1 to 2268 and encodes 755 amino acids. Gene Ontology annotation, biological process: DNA-templated transcription. Lineage: Eukaryota; Apicomplexa; Conoidasida; Eugregarinorida; Gregarinidae. Gene Ontology annotation, cellular component: RNA polymerase III complex; nucleus.
AUGACGAGCGUGGUGUCAAGCGGGAGUGCAGAGGGCGUAUCUGUCCCGGAGGAGGCGAUGCCGGCGGCCGGGUCGCCGCCUUCUGGGUCGACGGGAGGGUUGCACGGGGACCGCGUGGUGCGACGGGUUCCCGUGUACCUGAACAGGAUUGACGAGUCUUCGGAGGUGUCGUUGUUGCAGUGUCCGUUACGGCCGGUGUACCGUCCGUACGGCGACCACGGUCGGUUGGUUUCGAUCGCCCGAGGUGUGGAUUCGAAGAAGCUGCAGAUGAAGUACGAGCUUAACACGGGUGGGCCGCACUAUGACGAGGGGAAGCGGCAGUUGCUGGAGCACCUGCAGGAGUCGAAGCGGACGGGACGUCGUUUGACUCCCGAGGAGGAGGUGCAACUAGAGAGUCUUCGUUUUCACAAACUCUGUUCUACGCGCGGAACGGAUGAGUGUGACUAUGCAAUCGGUCUGGUCCACCGCGGGCGCUUCUUCCUGACGCCGGUUGGACACGUGUUGCAACUGAAGCCGGACUUCAGCCACCUCGACCAAGAGGAGCAACUGGCGGAAAAAAGCGGCAAACAAACCGCAGCCGCACACAACGAAGAGAAGGAACGCACACCGGACAAGGCCACGAGCCCUCUUAGCGCUGACGCUACGGCCCCCGCCGGCGCACCCGCCGGCUUGAGCGCACGUCUCAAGGUCGAAACCCCCGGCCAGAAACGCCGCGCCGCACUCAGCGAGCCCUACCAAGUCGUAGACAGCGUUUUCGACGCAGACAGUCCCGAGACGGCAGACAUCGUGAAGCAACUUGUGACAUUCCCUAUCAGAUAUCGCCAGGAAAUCGAGUCUGAUAUUCAACAGGUCGACAUUGAUGAACUGCUGGGCAUCACUUCCGACAGCCCCCCCGCCCCAGCCCCGCCGAAGCCGAAGUACGAGAUCCGGUCGCGACGUGGUUUCAAGCCGGAGACGAUUCCUCGGAUAAUUUUGGACGGCGAUGUGUCUCGCUAUUAUGAGACGAUAUGCUCUGGAUGCGCUGUGUCGACGCUGGCGGGGACUACGACUCAGUUGGAAGGUCAGGAUGCGGCGACGAGUGCUGGAGUGGGUGUAGGUCCGUUGUCAUUUUUGGCGUUGUCCCGUUUGUCGAUAAAGGAGCAGGUUCGGCGUAUCAUGUCGAUUCGUCAGAUGGAGUAUUUCGCUGACAUUAAACAGUUGGUGACAAGUUCUACGGUAACGGAUGAAGAUCUGGUCAAGUAUUUAGGUGAAGUUGCCAUCCCCAUCCACGGCAUAUGGGUGGCAUCGAGCGAGGUGGCUGUCGCACCUAUAGCCGCGGGGAGUGGACCUAUGGGGAGUGGACUUGCGGGGAGUGGACUUGCGGGGAGUGGACCUGCGGGGAGUGGACGUUAUUAUGAGUUGGAGAAAUUGACGCGAGAUGUGGUGUUGUGUUUAUUUGUCAAGAAACGACCAGUGGAUAGGCAGCAAUUGAAGAAGAUGACGCAGCUGCCAUCUGAGCGAUUGGGUAAAGUUUUGGCCGGACUUUAUAAUGUUGUGGAUGGCAAAUAUGUGCCUCGUCUUAAUCCAGAUCCGGAAUUCAUGCAACGGUAUCCAACACUUUGCGCGGCCGUAGAGACUGAGUGGUCGCCGAAAAGGGCGCAGGAAAUAAUGAAACGAAUCGCAGAAUUCAAUGCAGCCGAAACCUCAAAACGCGCUCACUUCAUGACAGCUGCCGAUGGAGGACGAGUUAUUGAUACAUUGGACUCCACACGCGUGCGCACACUCGUCACCAAUUGCCUUAGCCGCUAUGGUGCCAGCAGUGAAGACUUUGUCCUCGAACAGGUCCGCAACGCGCUGCAAAAAGAUAUCGAACGAGAUAUCAGCGAACAACUCGAAGGUGAAACUAGCUCCAUGGUUCGCAGUAAACUACUCGAGACACAUAACGCCAUGGCUGAAGCCCUCAAGUCUAUGAACUGUUCAGAUAUACGAAUCGUACUCUUACAUUGCGCUAUUAAUUUAGGGGGCUUAUGGGUCCUACAAAAAAUUGGCAACCACCACAUUGACCCCUACCGAGCACUUGUCCUCUCCCUCUACAAACGCGAUAUGGAAGCCGGGAUCACCAAAAAGGACUUCCAUGAAGCCUGCAUCAAACAUCUCAACCGCCAAUGCGACCUCCCUGAUGUCCAGUAUCGAGCCGUCUUCAAGGAAGUUAGCGUCAAUAUUAGCGGUCGUUGGUAUUUUAAAGGUUCCAAGACCGUUCAAGAUGGAAAGAAUGAUGAGGACGAAUAA